This is a messenger RNA of Chenopodium quinoa (quinoa), 600 nucleotides long. Its product is annotated as agamous-like MADS-box protein AGL80. Bases 43 to 600 code for a protein of 185 amino acids. Gene Ontology annotation, biological process: positive regulation of transcription by RNA polymerase II. NCBI's taxonomy places the organism in Eukaryota, Viridiplantae, Streptophyta, Magnoliopsida, Caryophyllales, Amaranthaceae. Gene Ontology annotation, molecular function: RNA polymerase II cis-regulatory region sequence-specific DNA binding; DNA-binding transcription factor activity, RNA polymerase II-specific; protein dimerization activity. The record is from RefSeq and is a predicted model, not a curated record. The transcript has a single exon.
AAAAAAAAACAUUUCUUCUUGUUUUUCCUCCUCUCUUAUACAAUGACAAGGAAGAAGGUCAAGCUAGCCUUCAUCGCCAAUGACUCGGCUCGAAAGGCAACCUACAAGAAGAGAAAGCGAGGCCUAUUGAAGAAGAUGGACGAGUUGACCACCCUAUGUGAUGUCAAGGCUUGUGCCAUUCUCUAUAGCCCGUAUGAGACCCGACCAGUGGUGUGGCCCGCACCAUCCGGUGCCAAAGACGUGAUCGCGAGCUUCAAGAGGCUGCCGGAGAUGGAGAAGGUGAAGAAGAUGGUUAGCCAAGAGGAGUUCCUUAGGCAAAGGGUGGCCAAGGCACAUGAACAACUUAAGAAGCAACAAAAGGAUAAUAGAGAAAAAGACAUGACUCAUGUUAUGUACCAAUGUUUGGCUGGUAAGAGCAUACAAAAUAUGAGUUUAUUAGACCUAAGUGAUCUUACUUGGGUGAUUAAUCAACAUUUAGGUGAUAUUAACAAGAGGGUUGAUGUUUUAAAAAAAGAAAAUAUCCGCCCUAAUAAAAACAAUAAUAACAACAUUAUUAUUCACAAUAAGAGUAAUGCUAAUAAUAAUACUCACUUGGGGUAG